Molecule: messenger RNA, 1045 nt
Organism: Cucurbitaria berberidis CBS 394.84
Lineage: Eukaryota; Fungi; Ascomycota; Dothideomycetes; Pleosporales; Cucurbitariaceae
Exons: 2
Coding region: 150-752 (200 amino acids)
Source: RefSeq, a predicted model, not a curated record
GCAGAAAGUAGGCAAACGCGUCCCCGGGCCACGAUCAAAGCCCUGUUUAAAGGCGCUUUCUGUCUUCUACAUUCCUGUGUGAUUACAACUAGGCUUUCUAUUUCGAAGACUCCGGACUCAGAUAUCAUCUUCAAGUCUUUACAACAGCCAUGGUCGCCUCUAUGUUGGCUCCCGCGUUGCUACUUCUAGCUAGCGCUGUUGCUGGUCAAGACACCCCCAGUGUCGUCACAUCUGUCUCCAUCAGCCCAGUUCCGACGACCGAGGGACCCUUCACCAUCCAGACAUCUGUUCCUGGUACGUUGACGACUACGCCUUGCUAUGAGGUCUGCAUUAUGGAGCCAUGCCCUGUGUGCUCAACAACGUUGCCCUCGGAUAGCUUGAUGAGCAUCCCACCUGGCGAGACGCCUGAGCCAACUUCAGUCGGUCCAAUCUUGACGAACCCUCUCCGUUCUUCAGUGACAGGCAACCUCUCUACUCCUCCAGGAGUGACACCUGAACCCACUUCAAUUGCGUCCAUCAUCACGGACCCGUUGCUAUCCUCAGCGACAGGUAACCUGUCUAUUCCCGCAGGAGAGACCCCCCUCUCGACUGGCUCUCUGGACACUCCUGCCCCUUCGAGGUCAAGCCAGAGACCGAAUGCGACCAGCUCAGCACCACCCCAACAGACUACGAAUGCCGCGUCACCCGCGAUGAAUGGAGUGGGUGUGUCUUUUGUGGUUGCGUUGGCUGGGGUAGCCUUUGCGCUCCUCUAGUUCCUGGCGAUGGCACAAUCCCUUCUUGGCAUAACCAAAUCCGUGAAAUUGCUUGUAGCUGGUGGAGGGAGGAAGAGAGGAAGGGAGGUCUACUAGUGUGAUGAGUGACAUGGAAUGGACAUGUGGGCUGAUACAUUGAUACCCACGAAUUGCGAUAGCAGCAUGGAUUGGAGGCCUUGCUAGUUUGAAAGUUGGUCCUGAUUAGCUUCAAUAUAUUUUGCAACCAUCCAGUGGCAUAACAAAAGUGUGUGAAUACAUCCUCGUUACAAGAUGCGAGACUGAAUGGGGCUCUU